Cooperia oncophora is the source of this 846-nucleotide messenger RNA. NCBI's taxonomy places the organism in Eukaryota, Metazoa, Nematoda, Chromadorea, Rhabditida, Trichostrongylidae. The record is from the annotation of a GenBank genome assembly.
AUGGACCUUCGGACGAGGGUCAAAGCUUAUCGCUUCGUUGCCUAUUCAGCUGUGGCAUUUUCUGUCGUCGCUGUACUCUCUGUAUGCAUCACUUUGCCAUUGGUCUACAGAUACGUGCACCAUGUGAAGAGGCACAUGCAAAAUGAAAUCGUCAACUGUAGGGGUUCCGCGAAGGAUAUUUGGUCCGAAGUGCGUAUCCUGAAGACCGCGCUUCUACCAGAAACUAACAGGACUGCUCGUCAGGCCGGCUACGGCGACGAAGGUGUUCAAAGUUCAAAAGGCUCAUCACGAGGUGGCUGCGAGUCUUGCUGCGUAAAAGGAGCGGCGGGUCCUGCAGGUGCUCCUGGAUCACCAGGAAAGCCAGGUAGGCCAGGAGCUCCAGGCUCCCCAGGCAAGCCAGGAAAACCUCCUGUUCAGCCGUGCGAGGCUAUUAGCCCACCACCUUGCAAACCUUGUCCUCAAGGACCACCUGGAGCAGCAGGCCCACCUGGGCCACCAGGAGACGCUGGUACCCCUGGCAAACCAGGAAAUGCAGGAAGUGAAGCUGCCGCUGGAGCACCUGGUCCGAAGGGACCACCAGGAUCACCUGGUGCAGAUGGUAAACCAGGAGCGAAUGGGGAGCCUGGAGCGCCAGCGCAAUCUGUUCCACUCGUCCCAGGAGAACCUGGACCUGCUGGGCCGCCAGGACCUGCUGAUGAAGCUGGAGCAGAUGGACAACCUGGAGGUGCUGGAACGCCUGGAGCUCCUGGUCCCAAAGGGCCUUCCGGAUCACCAGGUCAAGCUGGAGCUGACGGUAAUCCUGGAGCGCCUGGCCAGAGCAGCCGGGCAACAAGCAGGUUACCAUAG